Molecule: messenger RNA, 1800 nt
Organism: Uranotaenia lowii
Lineage: Eukaryota; Metazoa; Arthropoda; Insecta; Diptera; Culicidae
Exons: 1
Coding region: 1-1800 (599 amino acids)
Molecular function (GO): nucleic acid binding; RNA-DNA hybrid ribonuclease activity
Source: RefSeq, a predicted model, not a curated record
AUGGGACAUUUCGUUCAAAGCUUCCUAACAGACCGUGAAGCGAAAACAUUCAUCGACGGAAAACUGUCCUCCUCUCGUCAGAUAGCGAAUGGUGUUCCUCAAGGAUCUGUUUUGGCCCCAACCCUUUUCCUAGUAGCGAUGCAAUCUUUAUUCGAAAAGGUCCCAGAGAAUGUCAAAGUCCUGGCAUAUGCGGAUGACAUCACUCUUAUGUCGAGGUCCCCUUUCUCUAAACUAUCUCGAAAGAAAUUACAACUGGCACUCGACAAAAUAGCUGAAUGGGCUCCAAACAUGGGCCUCACAUUUGCUCCGGAGAAAUCUCAUCUGAUCCAUUUGAGCAACAGAAAAAAAAGACUUAACCGACUCCCUCCACUUAUACUGGACAACAAAGUCAUCCCUGCUGCCCACACCGCCCGUAUCUUGGGUGUCUGGCUUGACGAUAAACUUAAAUUUAUAGCCCACGCCAAUCAGGUUCGCAAAUCUUCAACACCAAAACUAAAUAUCCUCAAGAAAAUAUGCAGUGCCUGGGGAGCAGGUUCCCGUGAGUCUUUGUUCAGAUUUCUAAAUGGAUGGCUUUUGCCCACCAUGCUCCACGGCUUCGGAUUAUACAGCCGCGGAGGCGACCACACCCACACACGCUUGGAACCAAUCUACAACCAAGCUGUUCGCAUCAUAAGUGGAGCUUUUCGAAGCAGCCCAAUAGUUUCCCUCAUGGCGGAAUGCGGCCAAGAACCUUUUGAAUAUGUCCUAUCCAAAAAUCUGAUAUCAAAAGCUAUUCGAUGGCUGUCGUACGAGCGUGAUCCCAACGUCCCAAUGGUAAGACGUGCCGAAAGUUACCUAAAUAAAUAUGGAGCAUCUCUCCCUGACAUUGCACCUCGUCCCGAACCUAGACUUCGCAAAUUUAAUAAAGCAAUCCCGCAAGUGGAUAUGAGUUUGCUUAACAAAAUGCGUGCCGGAACAAACCCAGCAGUUGCGCUACCACUAUUUUACCAGCAUGUUGAGUCUAAAUACAAGAACCUAGCAAAACUCUACACCGACGGAUCUAAAUCGAUUGAUGGUCGAGUCGGAUGUGGUAUAUUCAGCGAUAACGAAACCGCUGCACUUGCCCUACCAUCCAUAUGUUCCGUAUUCAGCUCUGAAGCUUACGCUAUCCUGAGAGCUGCCGAAGAGCUUUGCCCGCCAUCAGGAUCUGUUAUCUUUUCCGACUCCGCAAGCGUUCUUAGAGCUGUCCUCUCUGGAAACACCAAACACUCUUGGAUCAACACGUUAUCCGACCUCGCUAUUCAAAAAAGCAUCAUCCUAUGCUGGAUACCUGGUCACACCAACAUCCCAGGCAACGAAGCAGCAGACCGCCUGGCCAACGAAGGCAAUCAAACGGAACAGUUGAACAUUCCCAUUCCAUGCACAGACGCCACUGGCUGGCUGAAGAAACACCUUUCUAUAUCCUGGAGCCAUCAAUGGAACGCCUGUACGGAUGCCAAGUUAAGAGAAGUUAAAAACUGCACUUCAGUUUGGACAGACCGGAAAUCCUUCCUCGAACGGAGAAUCCUUACUCGGUUGCGCAUCGGGCACACUAGACUGACCCAUGGAUUCUUAAUGGACAAAGGUGACCCUCCCUACUGUCAAGCAUGCAACGUACCGAAUUCCGUAAAACACAUAAUCAUCCAAUGCCCAGUAUACCAGGAAGCGCGAACGGACAGCGGAUUGGCAACUAGCCUCAGAGAAGCCUUGUCGAACGAUCCGGACGAAGAGGAAAAAGUUUUCUCGUUUCUUCGAACAACCAAACUUAUUGCUGAAAUUUGA